Messenger RNA from Pungitius pungitius (ninespine stickleback), 836 nucleotides. RefSeq names its product selenoprotein H (gene selenoh). Gene Ontology annotation, cellular component: Golgi apparatus. The transcript has 5 exons. The record is from RefSeq and is a predicted model, not a curated record. Lineage: Eukaryota; Metazoa; Chordata; Actinopteri; Perciformes; Gasterosteidae.
ACAUGCAUAAUGAAGAAAUGUAACGUUAACUCUGACAUCGAGCAACACAACAUACAUGCAGUGCAUAUUGUUGUUAGUUGAUACACGAGUUGGACACCGCGCGCUAGCUAAGAUUUUAAUGAAGUCAGCGUUCUAAGCAUUAAACGCGAAAUGAAAACAAACGUAACACCGACGUGCGUUUCAGGUCGUCGUGGAACGAAACGCAAAGCGGAGGUUGAGGAGGCAGAAGAGGAGAAACUAUUCGUGGAGGAGAAGAAGGACACAGGAGACGGGGAGAAUAAGGACAGAGACCCAAAGGUGGUCAUUGAACACUGUAAGAGCUGACGGGUGUAUGGGCGUAAUGCCGAGGAGGUGAAAUCUGCCCUCCUGGCUGUCCAUCCUGAACUGAUUGUGGUCCUCAACCCGGAGAAACCUCGCAGGAAAUGCUUUGAGAUCACCUUGCUGGAUGCAGGCAAAGAAACCUCUCUGUGGACUGGAAUAAAGAGGGGUCCUCCUGCCAGGCUCAAGUUUCCUCCACCUGAUGUCAUAGUCGCUGCUCUGCAGGAGGCUCUGAAAGAUGAGUAGACGCCCAGUGAAGCCAUGAGUUCAGGAGGUGAGCGCCAUGGAAGCAAAAUGACGAAGAGAGACCAAUGGGAUCUUCCCAGUCUCUCCUCUGAUGGUGUAAGCUCCAACAUCUCACGUCUCCUGGAUGCAUGGGGACACCUAGUGGAGGGUCUCUGAGCUGAUAAAUUUCUAAACUGCAAAGUGCUUCUACAAAAAAAAAACAAUAUAUGUGUCAACAGUUUAUUGUGCUUUCAAAUAUUGUUUUUAGUAAAUAAAGUGUAUUUUCUUCUCAA